UGACUCGAUCAUGGAAGAUUAUCCUAAGUACACUGUUUACAUCAACUUUUUUUCUUGUUGGACUUCAAAAUCAUCAGUGGUUUAAAGAAACAGAGUUUCCUCAAAAACCCAGACAAUUAUAUACUGUAAUUGCAGAAUAUGGCUCCCGGCUCUAUAAUUACCAGGCCAGACUUCGAAUGCCAAAGGAGCAAGUAGAACUUUUAAAGAAGGAAAGCCAGACUUUGGAGAACAAUUUUCGUGAAAUAUUGAUUUUAAUUGAGCAAAUAGGUGUUCUGAAGGCAUUGCUUAGAGACAUGAAGGACGGCGUACACAAUCACAGCUGGUCUGUCCCCCGAGACGCUGUGCAGGACCAGGUCACCACUGCCGUUCUAGAUGAGGAAAUGUCAAACUUGGUACAUUAUGUACUUAAAAAGUUCAGAGGGGAUCAAAUACAGAUGGCUGAUUAUGCCCUGAAGUCAGCUGGAGCCUCUGUCAUUGAAGCUGGGACCUCAGAAAGUUACAAGAACAAUAAAGCAAAACUGUACUGGCAUGGGAUAGGGUUCCUCAAUUAUGAGAUGCCUCCAGAUAUGGUUCUUCAGCCAGAUGUCCACCCUGGAAAGUGCUGGGCCUUUCCAGGUUCCCAGGGUCAUAUCUUGAUCAAGCUAGCCAGGAAGAUCAUCCCGACAGCUGUUACCAUGGAGCACAUCUCAGAGAAGGUGUCCCCCUCAGGAAAUACGUCGAGUGCACCGAAGGAGUUCUCUGUCUAUGGUAUUAUGAAAAAAUGUGAAGGAGAAGAAAUGUUCCUAGGUCAGUUUGUGUAUAACAAAACAGAAACAACCAUUCAAACAUUCGAGCUCCAGAAUGAAGCUUCUGAAUCUUUGUUAUGUGUGAAACUUCAAAUCCUUAGCAACUGGGGACAUCCAAAGUAUACCUGUCUGUACAGAUUCAGAGUCCAUGGCAUCCCCAGUGAUCACACUUAGAGGAGCUGAUGCAGAAGGCAGUGGCCAGAAUGUCCAAGGAUGCUUGCUAUUCCCUUACAUCAAAUUGC
Molecule: messenger RNA, 1027 nt
Organism: Phodopus roborovskii (desert hamster)
Lineage: Eukaryota; Metazoa; Chordata; Mammalia; Rodentia; Cricetidae
Gene: Sun3
Product: Sad1 and UNC84 domain containing 3
Exons: 9
Coding region: 177-959 (260 amino acids)
Biological process (GO): nuclear envelope organization
Cellular component (GO): meiotic nuclear membrane microtubule tethering complex; nuclear envelope
Molecular function (GO): protein-membrane adaptor activity
Source: RefSeq, a predicted model, not a curated record